AUGACUAGUCGAAACUCUGGCGGCAAUUCCGCCUUUCCCAACCACAAUACUGAUUUGGCUCACACCCAGGAUCCAAACGAACGUCGUCGCCUUGCACUGGCGCAGAUCGAUAAUGCCCCCUUUGGCUGGCGGCACGCCCGGGCGGUUGUUGUGGCUGGUGUCGGGUUCUUCAUGGAUUCCUAUGACAUUUUCGCCAUCAAUCUCUGCUCAGCUAUGCUGGGCAUUGCUUACUGGCAAGAUGCCGUUUCACGUCCGGGAAAAAUUCCUUAUAACUCAGACACAGCGAUAAAAGUGUCUACCUCAGGGGGUACGGUCUUUGGUCAGCUUUUCUUUGGCUGGCUCGCGGAUAUUGCUCUCGCGUCUGACUCUCCCGCUGUCUCUAUUACCGGUAUCCUGGUGUUCUGGCGCGUACUUAUGGGGAUUGGUAUUGGUGGUGACUAUCUACUAUCCUCUAUUAUUACAUUCGAGUUCGCAACGACUAGGCACCGAGGCGCGAUGAUGGGUGCAGUGUUUGCAAUGCAAGGGUUUGGACAGUUUGGAGCUGCGAUUGUUGCUCUAAUCGUGACAGUGGGCUUCAAGGGAUCUUUGGAGUCUGCGGCAUCCGUAGUGAAGUGUUCAGACGUCUGUCAACUCGCGGUUGACAAGAUGUGGCGCGUUUACCGACUCACCAUCCCGGAGACACCGCGCUAUACUUUUGAUGUCGCUAGGGAUAUUGAAAAGGCGGGCGCUGAUGUCCGUGCCUAUAUUGAGGGAAAGCAUGAGGGCCACCCGGAUGAGGUCAGGCGAAUCGCUGUUUUACAGGAUGACGCCGUGGUUCUGGUCACCCCCAAAGCCGGCUGGUCGGACUUUUGGUCCCAUUUCCUCAAAUGGAAGAAUGGCAAGGUUCUACUUGGCACUGCAGGCUCAUGGUUCUUCCUUGACGUUGCUUUCUACAGGCUUGGUCUGAACAACUCGAUAAUUCUCACAGAGAAAGGUUGGAACGGUGGUAAGAAUGUUUACGAAUACUUUCACCGCAACGCAGUGGGGAAUGUGAUUCUAAUCUGCGCUGGUGCGAUCCCCGGAUACUGGGUCAGCGUUGCAACCGUGGACUAUCUAGGCCGCAAGCCUAUCCAGCUGAUGGCAGGAGAGGAGCCUCCAACACGCCCAUCUGAGUCUACUGGGGGGUCUCAGAGUCGAGUAGAGGCUAGGCCUGCCCAGCCAAAGACUGAGAAUAGCACUAGUGAAGCUGCGAGGCCAGCGACGUGA
Aspergillus bombycis is the source of this 1245-nucleotide messenger RNA. RefSeq names its product phosphate:H+ symporter. The transcript has 5 exons. Gene Ontology annotation, molecular function: transmembrane transporter activity. NCBI's taxonomy places the organism in Eukaryota, Fungi, Ascomycota, Eurotiomycetes, Eurotiales, Aspergillaceae. The record is from RefSeq and is a predicted model, not a curated record. Gene Ontology annotation, biological process: transmembrane transport. Gene Ontology annotation, cellular component: membrane. Bases 1 to 1245 code for a protein of 414 amino acids.